ACGAUGAUCUGAUUUUUACUAAAUUUGGGAAGAAAAAGUCGUAUUCCUUCUGAUUUUUUUUUUAUGUCAACUUGUCAUUUUUAGUUUUCUUUGCUUUCUUUCUCUUUUUCUUCUCGGUCGACCUUUUCACAUUUCACAUAUUCCUUCUCUUAUUCCCUGAUUUCGAUCUUUCUUGCAUUAACCGGCCGCCAUGGGGCAAGUGGUGCGCAGCAUGUUGGUGAAUUCGCCUGAAUCAGGCGACAAUAGCACCUGCUCCGACAGUAGCAGUGAUGAAGAGACUGAACCAAUCCAACCCAGUCAUUGCAAGCUUGACUAUAAACAUGCUACAAGUGACAAUGUGCGUGAAUGGAGUAUAAGCACGACAAUAGUGUCUUCCCCCGAACCGUUUCGAUCAGCCAGAACAGCAUUUGAUUACUGCGAUAUCAACCCAGUUGAUGAACCUUCCAUGUCCUUUGUCGUUGAAACAGCGAACAGCCAAAAUACUGCAUUCUCAAGUACUCCAACUGUUUCAGACUCAAAUAUAACUUCCGUUGCCGUACCGAGGAGAAAUUGGACAGGCUAUCACGGCGCACACUCCGCCCAUGCAACAACGCAACCGAUUUCCACCAGGAUAAAACCUUCCGCCAAAGUUAAACCGCUGUUAAAGACACCAUCUACGAAUCGCACAUCAGCACCAUUGUCACGAAGCAUAAGUACAAGGAGCGAUAAUGGAUCCCGCUUAGCGUCAAAAGAAGCCGAAGGCCUACAGGAAAUCCUGAGUUUCCUAAACUACCCUGCAACGACCGCCAAUGCUUCCAGCCUACAUCAUGAUGCUGCUGCAAACAUGGAUCGUUUGGUCAGCUUGAUGAGUCAUCAUACUCUAUCGGACGAUACCUCCCAGACGCAUAAAAACUAUGCACAGCGUGCUUCCCGCACGACACCGCAGAAUACUUCAAGCCGGAUAUUUAAGUUUUCUGGAUUCGACACAGUGUCCAAUAAUACCUCGACCAACCGUCCCUCCAUGAUACCCUCGACCACUCCACAUUCCGCAACCCAACAUACAUCUAGUACAAUUCAUUCAUCUACGUCUUCGCAUCCAUCCCAGUAUCCGACUGCGUCUUCUUCAACUUUUAUACCAUCUGCCGCCCCAUCCUCCGAUUUUCAGUUUUCCUUUUCAGCCAAAGUUCCUUCAAAGAUGGAACCGCAUUCGUCAUCGUACCCUCAACGCCCAACCAUGACUUACGCUCAAUCGUUGCAAGAUCUCAUCCGAUUUACUUGUGAAGUAGAGAAUCGAAUUAAACCCUCCAUGGCUCAUAGACAGCACGUUUGUGUCGAUUCAUGUUCCGAUCCAUCGCAACCCGUCAAUGAAAUACAACAAUUACCGAUCGGUCAUGCCAGGAAUCCAGACGAUCUUUCGGAUUAUGUAUCAUCAUUCUCCAAAUCGCAUUCUUCGGAUGCGGAAACGGAUACUUCUCACCUACGUCAUCGAAAGAUAUUGCCCUUGCCCAAACCGCGAUGGAAACGAAAUGGACGCUCUCCAUCCAGCAGUCUCAUACAAACAGCAACCAUUCCAACCUCGGCGGAAUUCCGUUUAUCUCAUUUAUCCGUACCUUCCACUACUUUCUCCAUGACCCGUUCCACCACAGCCGGCACAUUCUCAUCCAAUACUAUGCCAUCCUCAUCACUCAAUCUUACGACUUCACAAUUUUAUCCCCACGAAUGGAAUACCCAUCCAUCUGUCGACGAUGGCCCCCCGUCCAUGAAAGAAACCGAAUUUCAUUUCACAGACACAUUUGAAAUAUUUCAAGAACCGUCAGCGCAACUGGAAGUUCGAGAUAAUGCCAAGAAGGCAAAAAGGGCAGUGGUCAAUUCAAGGGAUCGACGGAAGAACGACCGAAAAAGUUGCAGCAGGCGAAUCCAUCAUCUGCGAUCGAGGGUGGAGGAAAAGCUGGAUGAUCGUUGGGACAUGCCAUUCCUGGAUAAACCCAUCGAAUUUAACGUCGGUAAACCGAGCCACAAACCAACAAAGUCGUCUUCCGUUCCUGAAAACGUACCAUCCUCGAACAUCCCCUCCAGCAUGGGCAAAUCUGCCUCAGCAACGGUAUCCCGAUCGACACCCUCAUCCACCGCUUUGAAUCAACCUACUCCAGCCAUACCCACUAGUAAACCCUUAACCCCACAAUCUCCACGUCCGCCCCCGAAAGGGAAAUCAAGCAUUACUGUACAGAAGAAAAAGAAAAGCAAAUCCUCAACAGAAGCCUCGGAGCAUUCUAUAGCACCAGCCAGUGCUCGAUCGACACCAACAAUACAGCCAACUUCCAAAAAGGGUAAAAAGCCACAGAGCAAAAAGAACGCAGAUGAUCCAAUCGCUUCUUCGAGAGGCAAUGAAACUUCGGACCUGGCCAUUGUGCAAAACGCCAAUCCACAUGAAUGGAUCUGUCUGUUUUGCCAAUAUGAAAUAUUUUGCCAUGGGAUGCGCACCGCUCGGCGCAAAGGCGGGUAUUAUAAACGCCAGCGCGCACGACAGCGACGAUUAAAGGAAUCCGAUGCAAGAAGGGAUGCUGCAACCGUUGGUGUUGAUUCAGAAGAAGAACGGGCACCGACGAAUGACCAGCAACAGCCGGAAGUGGAUUCAUCCAUCAGGCGAGGUCAUCGUCCCACUUAAAAGUUUGCUUUGACUGACAACGAGUAUCCAUCGGGUUUUUUGAUGCUGUC
This is a messenger RNA of Radiomyces spectabilis, 2694 nucleotides long. RefSeq lists its product as uncharacterized. NCBI's taxonomy places the organism in Eukaryota, Fungi, Mucoromycota, Mucoromycetes, Mucorales, Radiomycetaceae. The record is from RefSeq and is a predicted model, not a curated record. The transcript is spliced from 3 exons. Bases 191 to 2644 code for a protein of 817 amino acids.